Messenger RNA from Delphinapterus leucas (beluga whale), 4353 nucleotides. RefSeq names its product periaxin (gene PRX). Gene Ontology annotation, molecular function: protein binding. Gene Ontology annotation, biological process: peripheral nervous system myelin maintenance; regulation of RNA splicing. The record is from RefSeq and is a predicted model, not a curated record. Lineage: Eukaryota; Metazoa; Chordata; Mammalia; Artiodactyla; Monodontidae. Gene Ontology annotation, cellular component: nucleus; cytoplasm.
CGGACCAGGAGCUCUCGAGGUGUCUGGAUGCCCAGUGAGCCCCGGACCCAGGAGGCCCAAGGAGCUGGAGGUGACCCUGAGGCAGCGAGACCCCAGAGGAAGGGCGCGAGACCCCAGAGGAAGGGCGCGAGUCCCGCAGACGACUGUGCACCACCCCAGGCUGGGCUCCUGUUAGGAGGGGGCGCUUGUUCCCAGGCAGCGCCUCCAUCCCUGCCCCUGCAGGCUCAGAGGCAGCUGCUCCAUGCAGAACUGAAACUGGUCCUGCAGCAGAAGGGAGAGAGGAAGCAGGAGCCUGGGGCCCAGGUGACUCCCAGCAGCGCCAUGGAGGCCAGGAGCCAGAGUGCUGAGGAGCUGAGGCGGGCGGAGUUGGUGGAGAUCAUCGUGGAGACGGAGGCGCAGACCGGGGUCAGUGGCAUCAACGUAGCCGGCGGCGGCAAGGAGGGAAUCUUCGUCCGCGAGCUGCGUGAGGACUCACCUGCGGCCAGGAGCCUCAGCCUACAGGAAGGGGACCAGCUGCUGAGCGCCCGAGUGUUCUUCGAGAACUUCAAGUACGAGGACGCACUACGCCUGCUGCAAUGCGCCGAGCCUUACAAGGUCUCCUUCUGCCUGAAGCGCACUGUGCCCACCGGGGACCUGGCGCUGCGGCCUGGGACCGUGGCCGGCUACGAGAUCAAGGGCCCGCGGGCCAAGGUGGCCAAGCUGAACAUCCAGAGUCUGUCCCCUGUGAAGAAGAAGAAGAUGGUGGUGCCCGGGGCCCUGGGGGUCCCUGCAGACCUGGCCCCUGUUGACGUCGAAUUCUCCUUUCCCAAGUUCUCCCGUCUGCGUCGAGGCCUCAAAGCCGAGGCUGUCAAAGGUCCUGUCCCAGCUGCCCCCACCCGCCGGCGCCUCCAGCUGCCUCGGCUACGUGUCCGAGAAGUGGCCGAAGAGGCCCAGGUAGCCCGACUGGCCGCUGCAGCUCCUCCCCCCAGGAAGGCCAAAGCAGAGGCCGAGGGGGCUGCAGGAGCCCGAUUCACAGCUCCCCAGGUGGAGCUGGUUGGGCCUCGGCUGCCGGGUGCUGCGGUGGGUGUCCCCCAGGUCGCAGCCCCCAAGGGGGAGGUGGCCCCUGCAGCAGAGGUAGUCAGCGGCUUUGCCCUCCACUUGCCAACCCUUGGGCUGGGAGCCCCAGCUGCACCUGCUGUGGAGCCUGCGGCUGGAGGGAUCCAGGUCCCACAAGUGGAGCUGCCCACCUUGCCCUCGCUACCCACUCUGCCCACGCUUCCCUGCCUGGAGACCCGGGAAGGGGCUGCGGCAGUGACGGUGCCCACCCUGGACGUGGCAGCGCCUACAGUGGAGGUGGACCUGGCCUUGCCUGGUGCAGAGGUGGAAGCCCGAGUAGAGGCACCUGAGGUGGCCCUGAAGAUGCCCCGCCUCAGUUUCCCCCGCUUUGGGGCUCGAGCAAAAGAAGUUGCCGAGGCCAAGGUGGCCAAGGGCAGCCCUGAGGCCAGGGUGAAGGGGCCCAAACUUCGAAUGCCCACCUUUGGGCUUUCUCUCCUGGAGCCCCGGCCCGCUGCCCCUGAAGCCGUUGAGAGCAAGCUGAAGCUGCCCACCAUCAAGAUGCCCUCCUUUGGCAUCGGGGUCUCGCCGCCUGAGGUCAAGGAGACCAAGGGGCCUGAGGUGAAGCUCCCCAAGGCCCCAGACGUCAAGCUCCCCAAAAUGCCCGAGGCAGCCCUUCCAGAUGUGCGACUCCCAGAGGUGGAGCUCCCCAAAGUGUCAGAGAUGAAACUCCCAAAGGUGCCGGAGAUGGCUGUGCCAGAGGUGAGGCUUCCAGAGGUGCAGCUGCCGAAAGUCCCUGAGGUGAAACUCCCAAAGGUGCCUGAGAUGGCCGUGCCAGAAGUGCAGCUCCCGAAAGUUCCAGAGCUGAAGCUGCCAAAGGUACCCGAGAUGAAAUGCCCCGAAAUGAAACUCCCGAAGGUGCCCGAGAUGGCUGUGCCAGAGGUGCGACUCCCAGAGGUACAGCUGCCAAAAGUCUCGGAGAUAAAACUCCCCAAGUUGCCCGAGAUAGUCGUGCCGGACGUGCACCUCCCGGAAGUGCAGCUGCCAAAGGUGUCGGAGAUGCGGCUGCCGGAAGUGCAGGCGCCAAAGGUCCCGGAUGUGCAUCUGCCGAAGGCACCUGAGGUGAAGCUGCUCAAGGCUCCAGAGGUGCAGCUAAAAGCUGCCAGGGCAGAGGAAGCAGAGGGGGUGGAAUCUGGGUUCAAGAUAUCCAAGAUGACCAUGUCCAAGCUAGGGAGGGCAGAGUCCCCAUCUCGAGGCAAGCCAGAUGAGGCUGGUGCUGAGGUCUUGGGGAAGCUGGGGACACUUCCCUGUCUGAAGCCAGAGAUGGGCAGCGAGGCUCGUGUGGGUGUUCCCCCUCUCACACUGCCCUCAGUAGAACUAGACCUGCCCGGGGCCUUCGGCCUGGAGGGGCAGGUCCCAGCAGCCCACAUGGGCAAGGUGGAGCAGUCAGAAGCCCCUGGGGUGGUAGCAGGGGUCGGGGAAAUGGCAUUCUGGUUGCCCUCCGUUGAGAUUGUCACGCCGCAGCUGCCCACAGUGGAGGUUGAGGAAGGGCAAGUAGAGGUGACGGAGGUGAAAGUCAAGCCUUCCUCCAAGUUCUCCCUGCCCAAGUUUGGACUCUCGGGGCCAAAGGUGACCAAGGCAGAGGCUGAGGGGGCUGGACGAGCCGCCAAGCUAAAGGUGUCCAAGUUUGCCAUCUCACUCCCCAAGGCUCGGGUGGGCACCGAGGCGGAGGCCAGAGGGACGGGGGAGGCAGGCCUGCUGCCCGCCCUCGAUCUGUCCAUCCCACAGCUCAGCCUGGAUUCCCAUCUGCCCACAGGCAAGGCGGAGGUGGCAGGGACUGAUGCCAAGCUCAAGGGGCCCAGGUUCAGCCUGCCCAAGUUUGGGGUCAGAGGCCGGGACAGCGAGGCAGGAGAACUAGUGCCAGGGGCGACUGAGUUGGAGGGCAAGAGCAGGGGUUGGGAUGCGAGGGUGAAGAUGCCCAAGCUGAAGAUGCCCUCCUUUGGGCUGGCUCGAGGGAAGGAAGCAGAAAUCCAGGGGGGGCGAGUCAGCCCCGGGGAAAAGCCAGAGUCCACGGCUGUGCAGCUUAAGAUCCCUGAGGUGGAAUUGGUUACUCUGGGGGCCCAGGAGGAAGGGCAAAUGUCCGCAACCAGGCAGGUGGGCACUGAGGGCCAGGAUGGGGGGCCAAGGGUGCCGCUCUGCAUCUCCCUGCCCCAGGUGGAGCUGCCCAGCUUUGGGGAGGCUGACCUGGGUGCCACCCCCGGGCAGCAGGCCAAGAAUGCACCUCCUCCAGCAGAGGGCACACCAGGCUAUAGGAUCCAGGUGCCUCAGGUGACCUUGUCUCUACCUGGAGCCCAGGUGGUGGGUGGUGAGCUGCUCGAGGGUGAGGGUGUCUUCAAGAUGCCCGCUGUGACAGUGCCCCAGCUUGAGCUGGACGUGGGGCUGAGCCGAGAGGGGCAGGCGGGUGAGGCAGCCACAGGUGAGGGCGGGCUGAGGCAGAAGAUGCCCACGCUGGGGGCUAGAGAUGCGGUGGGGGGUGAGGGGCCUAGGGACCAGCCCCCAGGGGCCGAGUGCACCUUCCACCUCCCGCUGCCUGACGUGGAGCUCUCCCCGCCCGCUGUGGGCAGCCAUGCUGAAUACCAGGUGUCUGAGGGCGAGGGGGAUGCCGGACACAAGCUCAAGGUGCGGCUGCCCCGGUUCAGCCUGGCACGGGCCAAGGAGGGGGUUGAGGAGUCCGAGAAGGCCAAGAACCCCAAACUCAGGCUGCCCCGCGUGGGCUUCAGCCAGAGCGAGGCGGCCAGUGGGGAAGGCUCCCCCAGCCCCGAGGACGAGGAAGAGGAGGGCUGCGGGGAAGGGGCCUCCGGGCGCCGGGGCCGCGUCCGAGUCCGCUUGCCCCGUGUGGGCCUGACUACCCCCUCCAAGGCCCCUCGGGGGCAGGAGGGCGAGGCGGCCCCCAAGUCACCUGGAGGGGAGAAGUCACCCAAGUUCCGCUUCCCCCGGGUGUCCCUAAGCCCCAAGGCCCAGGAGGAAGGUGGAUUCCGGGUCCGGCUGCCCAACGUGGGGUUUUCGGAGACGGGGCCUCCAGGCCCCAUGAGGAUGGAGGGGGCUCAGGCUGCCGUCAUCUGAAACCCCUCAGCAGAGGGAGACUCCCCUCCCGUCUUCCCAUCCCCCCUCCUCGUUUUGUGUGUGAGAUAACUAGCACUAACCCUCAGAGGGCUGGGAGGCGGGCGACUGACCGGGUCAGGGCCGGGGAGUCCAUGCCUGACCCUUUGGCAGGAGUGCCCGUAUCUUGCCAAGCCAUGUGAAUAAAAUAAUCCAGAGGUA